GAGGAGUUCCUUAUUCAUUCGAUGCAAGUUACUUAAAGGUAUAUCUUCGCCCAGAGGCUGUUUGACAUUUGGUACAUUACGAGUUGACAUCAGCUGAUACCCCUUACUUGACGUUUCGAUCGGGCACGAAAAGCUCGUCCCGUUUUUUGGAUUUGUGAUUUAGUGUGUUAUAGGUUUUAUCGCAGUGAAAGUGAAAGACUUUGUUCUAUUUGGUGCGAUCGAUCGAUUUUUUUUUUGGAUUGCCUGGCGUUAUUCCGCAAUGUGUGAUGUGCUCACUGGAUAGUGUGGCCAAUACGAAGAACUGAGUGUUACGAACUGUUCUGGGGAGAAAAAUAGUCUUAAGAUGAAUCAAACAUGCAAAGUUUGCGGUGAACCAGCCGCUGGAUUUCAUUUUGGUGCUUUCACUUGUGAGGGAUGUAAGUCAUUUUUUGGCCGAUCCUACAACAACAUGAGUUCGAUAUCGGAUUGCAAGAAUAACGGAGAAUGCGUAAUAAAUAAGAAAAACAGGACAGCCUGUAAAUCUUGUAGACUGAGAAAAUGCGUCCUAGUGGGAAUGUCCAAGAGUGGAUCUAGGUACGGCAGAAGAUCCAACUGGUUCAAAAUCCAUUGCCUUCUACAAGACCAACAACAAAAGCAACUUCAACAGAGCCAGAACAACUAUACUUCUAUGCCAGGCAUCCGACCACCUGAGAAAACCCCGCCUCCGCCACCUCACUCUAAUUUUGGCCUAAAUAUGCUUAGCAGCCAACAUUUUCCCCCGCCGUUCCUACACAUAAAAACAAAAGAAGAGCUUAUGCUCUUAGGUCUGGAUGAAUACAAAAAUUCAGCAUCUCCAUCGGUCAGCUCGCCAGAAUCACACAAUUCUGACUCUUCGCUAGAAAAUAGUGAUGCCAGAAGAUUACCUCUCUUCCAGGGUCUAAUUCCUCCACCUUUUUUACCCCCUCCCUUACUCAUACCCUCACCUUACUCCCAUUUUUAUCACGGACUGCUACAACCGACCCAACCUUCCAACAACAACAGGAUGAUGCAAAACCUAAACACAGAAGCAUUCAGCAAACGUGUUUACCUGGAUGCGAUCCUUCAGUCUCAAAGGACACCCACGCCCGAAGAAAUAGAAAAUUCCUCACCCAGAGUUUCGCCAACACAAGUCACUCCCAUUGACUUGAGUAUGAAAUCCAACAGUGAUAGUGGAUCAUCCCCAGCAAGAAGUGAAAUUUCUAGGUCGGCAAUAAUGGAUGUUCGAGAGAGUAGCGAAAGGGACGAUGAGAGCGAUUGUGAUACGGAAGUUAAAGAAAUGACUUUACUAAGGCCUUCACCCUUAGACUUGACCACGAAGGUUUAAUCUAUAUAUAUAGAAGAACGGAGGAUACAAAUGAUAGUCAAUAAAUCUUGAGUAUUUUCAAGUAUCUUUUGUUCUAUUUGGGAACAUAGUUGUUCAUUUUUGAAGUACCUAGAUACCUAGGUAUCAUUACAUAACAGACUUUUGCUCUUAUGCCUUUUCUACUGUAGUGAUGCUUUCAUCUUUCGGGCAAGCAAAGAGUCACUACACUACUUACAUUCCAUAUGUAAUGUACUGAACCUCGUUAUUUUUUCAAGUCAGUUGUAUCCUUUUAUUCUUUACUUUUGUAGAUGCUCCUCGGUUGUUAGCAAUCAUAGGAAAUGCAAUGUGUAUAUGUAACCUUUCUCAACGCAAUACCAUGUUGGUAUUAGUUUGUAAAUAACUAUAUUAUUAGGAAGAAUUAAUGUUUUAUCUGUGACAAAUAUUCGUUCGUUCUUCAUUUCCUUGAAAGAUGUAUAUAUUAUUUAAAGAAAGGAAAAAUCUUAUAUAAAGAAGUACUGCUCCGAAAUAAUAUAUUCAUCACUAAUUUAGUUGGCCAGUAAAAAUAAAGAAAUGGUGAUAUGGUUCCAGAAAGACUAGAACCCACUUUUUCUAUCAAUCUGUGAAUAUUAAGAAAAUGAGCAGUGCAAUAUAAUUUAUGUUUAGAUCUGUAUAUUGAUCUGUUUUAUUUAUUUUUGGGAUAACCAGAUUUUGUCUGGUUACUUCAUUUUGUUAUUUUAUUUCUUCUCUUUUAGGUACUUUUCAAUAUCCUAAUAGUAACUGGGCAUUUUAUAUACAAUCUGUACAUUAAUUUAAUUUUAUAUAAUUUGUUAAUAGUGAUUGUCACUGCGCAAAUCCCAUUUGUUAUUCAGGGACUUGGGCCAGUCAGAUAUAAAAAUGAUUCGAAUAAAAUAUUUGAAUAAAACGAUAGAUUAAAAAA
Harmonia axyridis is the source of this 2258-nucleotide messenger RNA. RefSeq names its product knirps-related protein-like (gene Kni). The record is from RefSeq and is a predicted model, not a curated record. Gene Ontology annotation, biological process: regulation of DNA-templated transcription. Gene Ontology annotation, molecular function: zinc ion binding; sequence-specific DNA binding; DNA-binding transcription factor activity. Lineage: Eukaryota; Metazoa; Arthropoda; Insecta; Coleoptera; Coccinellidae. The coding region runs from base 344 to 1342 and encodes 332 amino acids. The transcript has 3 exons.